This is a messenger RNA of Myripristis murdjan (pinecone soldierfish), 2287 nucleotides long. It is a transcript of the gene thop1, whose product is annotated as thimet oligopeptidase 1. Lineage: Eukaryota; Metazoa; Chordata; Actinopteri; Holocentriformes; Holocentridae. Bases 85 to 2142 code for a protein of 685 amino acids. The record is from RefSeq and is a predicted model, not a curated record. Gene Ontology annotation, biological process: proteolysis; peptide metabolic process. Gene Ontology annotation, cellular component: mitochondrial intermembrane space. Gene Ontology annotation, molecular function: metalloendopeptidase activity. The transcript is spliced from 14 exons.
AGUAGCGCUGAGCCACAGGGGAGCUGAGUGACAGCCCGCACAGCACACCAUCACUGACAAACCUUGUGAUUGAUUUUCUAUAACAUGGGACCGACAGGAGAGGUGGUGUUUGACAGCCCGGGGCGUGUCUGCUCUGAGAACCGCCUGCGCUGGGACCUGGACGCCGAGCAGAUCCAGCGGCUGUCGGAGGAGCUCAUCGCCAGCACCAAGCAGGUGUACGACGCCGUGGGUGGGCUCGACCUCGCCGCCGUCACCUUCGACAACACGCUGAAGGCCAUCGCCGACGUCGAGGUCGAGUACACAGUCCAGAGGAACAUGCUGGACUUCCCCCAGCACGUUUCCCCCAGCAAGGAGGUUCGGACAGCGAGCACCGAGGCUGACAAGAGGCUGUCUGAGUUCGAUGUGGAGAUGAGCAUGAGGGAGGACGUCUACCAGAGGAUCGUCGCUCUGGAGAAGAAGAUCGAUGCCGACAGCCUCAGUGCAGAGUCCAAGAGGUACAUGGAGCGACUGAUCAAACUGGGCAAGAGGAACGGCCUCCACCUGCCCAAAGAGACACAAGAGGAGAUCAAGACGAUCAAGAAGAAGCUGAGCAACCUCUGCAUCGACUUCAACAAGCAUCUGAAUGAAGACACCACCUGCCUGUCCUUCACCAGGGAGGAGCUGGGCGGCCUGCCGGAAGACUUCCUCAGCUCCCUGGAGAAGGACGGAGACAAGCUGAAGGUGACGCUGAAGUAUCCUCACUACUUCCCCACCAUGAAGAAAUGCUUUGUCCCCGAGACCCGCAGGAUGCUGGAGGAAGCCUUCAACUCCCGCUGCAAAGAGGAGAACUCUGCCAUCCUGAAGGAGCUGGUGGAGCUUCGGGCUCAGAAGAGCGCCCUGCUGGGCUUCAGCACCCACGCCGACUUCAUCCUGGAGAUGAACAUGGCCAAGAGCGGCAAGAAGGUGGCCAGCUUCCUGGAGGAGCUCGCUCGCAAACUGAAGCCGCUGGGCGACGAAGAGCGAGCGGUCAUCCUCAAGCUCAAGGAGAAGGAGUGUGAGAAGAGGGGACUGCCUUUUGACCGGCAGCUCCACGCCUGGGACACGCGCUACUUCAUGACCCAGGUGGAGGAGACGCAGUAUGCGGUGGAUCAGAACCAGCUGAAGGAGUACUUCCCCAUGGAGGUGGUGACUCAGGGUCUGCUGGACAUCUACCAGGAGCUGCUGGGGCUGAGCUUCCAGCUGGUGGACGGCGCCCCCGUGUGGCACCCCGACGUCACGCUGUACUGCGUCACCGACCGGAUGUCCGGCCAGGUGGUGGGCCAGUUCUACCUCGACCUGUUCCCCAGGGAGGGGAAGUACGGCCACGCCGCCUGCUUCGGCCUGCAGCCCGGCUGCCUGCUGCCCGACGGCACGCGCCAGAUGUCGGUGGCCGCCAUGGUGGCCAACUUCAGCAAGCCGACGGCGGACGCCCCGUCGCUGCUGCAGCACGACGAGGUGGAGACCUACUUCCACGAGUUCGGCCACGUCAUGCACCAGCUGUGCGCUCAGGCGGACUACGCCAUGUUCAGCGGGACUCAUGUGGAGCGGGACUUUGUGGAGGCUCCGUCCCAGAUGCUGGAGAACUGGGUUUGGGAGAAGGAGCCGCUGCAGAGGAUGUCCCGCCACUACAAGACAGGAAGUCCCAUCCCCGACGACCUGCUGGACAAACUCAUCAAGUCCCGCCUCGCCAACACCGGUCUGUUUAAUUUGAGGCAGAUCGUUCUGGCUAAAGUCGACCAGGCCCUGCACACCAGGUCUGGCCUCGACCCGGCAGAGGAGUACGCUCGCCUCUGUGAGGAGAUCCUGGGAGUCCCCGCCUCCUCAGGAACCAACAUGCCCGCGACCUUCGGGCACCUGGCCGGCGGCUACGAUGCUCAGUAUUACGGUUACCUGUGGAGCGAGGUGUUCUCCAUGGACAUGUUCUACGCUCGCUUCAAAGAGGAAGGCAUCAUGAACCCCAAGGUCGGUCUGGACUACAGGAAGUUCAUCCUGCGGCCCGGCGGCUCUGAAGACGCCUCUGAGAUGCUGAGGAAGUUCCUCGGGCGGGAACCGAAACAAGAAGCUUUCCUCCUGAGCAAAGGACUGACAGUGGAGCAGGACGCGUCCGCGCCGAGCCCGUGUUGACCAAUCACGUAACUCCCCCCGCUCCCUUCCAGACAACCCGCUGAUCACUACACCUGACGGUAACCAAGGACUACGGUUUUCUAGAAAAUAACUAAACAGAAACCCAAUGUGGAAAAAGAUGAAUAAAUAAAAGAAUUUGAAGCGA